Carica papaya (papaya) is the source of this 1759-nucleotide messenger RNA. Lineage: Eukaryota; Viridiplantae; Streptophyta; Magnoliopsida; Brassicales; Caricaceae. The record is from RefSeq and is a predicted model, not a curated record.
GAAAGCUGCUUUUUUGUUUUCGGUUUCGAUUCUUUUUGAAAAGCUCUCGAGUUGAAUUUCGGAGGUGUGAAAAUGGCGAAACACGAGGAGCUUCCAAUUCCGAUUUUCUCAUCGUUGGAGCCGGUGUAUGGAGAGGGAUCUCUCCAUGAGGAAGCUCAGCUUAGGUUUGAAAGAUUGAAAGCUAAAUUCGUUGAAGUCUUCGGUCACCCGCCCGAAAUCUUCGCGCGAUCUCCAGGGAGAGUGAAUUUGAUUGGAGAGCAUAUUGACUAUGAAGGAUACUCGGUGUUGCCGAUGGCUAUUCGCCAAGAUACGAUCGUGGCGAUCCGCAAGAACAAUGAUGCAGGAAACAAUCAAAAGUUGCUUCGAAUUGCAAAUGUAAACGAAAAAUAUACCAUGUGUACUUAUCCUGCUGAUCCUGACCAGGAAGUUGACCUGAAGAAUCACAAAUGGGGUCAUUAUUUUAUUUGUGGAUAUAAAGGUUACCAUGAGUAUGCUAAAUCAAAAGGAGUGGAUGUUGGUCUGCCUGUUGGACUUGAUGUUGUUAUUGAUGGAACAGUUCCAACAGGUAUGCUGUCAUUCAACGAAACCAUAGUGUUUUCUCUUACCAUGUAGUCCCUGUCAUGGUAAGUCGAAAAUCUUGUUAAAUAUUGUAGUGUUGAAAAUCAUGCACUGAAACCGCAAUCUGUUUCUCUUAAGGCAAUCUCUGUCAUGGCUAAAAGUGGAUUUGCUGAGCUAAUUGAUUUUAACCCUAUCCGUGCAACUGAUGUGCAACUUCCUGCUGGAGGAACAUUUGUGAUAGGGCACUCUCUGGCAGAGUCUCAAAAGGCAGUCACUGCAGCUACUAAUUAUAAUAAUAGAGUUGUUGAAUGUCGACUGGCUGCUAUUGUACUGGGCAUAAAGCUUGGGAUGAAACCAAAAGAAGCAGUAUCUAAAGUCAAGACUCUUUCCGACGUUGAGGGAUUAUGUGUAUCAUUUGCCGGCAGUCGUAAUUCUUCAGAUCCUGUCCUUGCUGUUAAGGAAUUUCUGAAGGAGGAGCCUUAUAUUGCUGAGGAGAUUGAGAAAAUAACUGAGGAAAAAUUACCAUCAGUCUUAGGCAAUCAUCCAACUUCUUUGGAUGUGCUAAAAGCUGCUAAGCACUUCAAGUUACAUCAGAGGGCGGCUCAUGUGUAUUCUGAAGCUCGACGGGUACAUGCUUUCAAAGAUACUGUAUCGUCGAAAUUAAACGUAGCUUUGUAUUUUGUUUCAGUUUUUAGAAAAUUUGUGCUAGGUGCUUAUUGGUUAAAAUUGGUUAAAAAUGAAGAACGCUUCUACCAAAAAAGGAUCGAUAGAGGUGUGAUCAACAAGAAUGAUCUCGGGCUCUACGUUUUUGCUUCGAAGCCCUCGAGCGGUGCAGCUAUUUUCAAAUUUUAGUUUUAUCGAGAGAAGUCUGAUUAAUUGUUCUAGGUUCAUGAAUAAGACAUUUGUUUAUGUCCAUUUAUAGGUUGAGAUAAGAGCCGGAGGUAUUUUGGCCUCUCUUCACCUCCCCCCUUCUCAUCAACGGGAAGGACUCCCCAUAGGUCUCUGUCUUUGUCUUGAUUGGGUUUUUUUUUUUUUUUUUAAUCACCAUCUCACAGCCAACAAAAUAUCCAAUUAGAAUAAGAUAAAGAUAUUAUCCCGAAAUUUCUAGUGGAGCAAAAAACAAGACUCGAUAGGACUCUGAUUGCGAACCUUUACAGAGGAUCAGGUAAAUAAAGCUCCAGAGAUUACGUUAUUUCGAACA